UCUAGAAGUACUUAUUUUUAAAAAAUAACACGUAUAUUAAUUGUAAUUUUUACGCAUCUGAGCCUAACAAUAAAGCAACAAACUGGCGGAGAAAAAAGUACAGAUGGCAUUAUGCCAAACAUCAGUGUUGAAAGUUUACCAUGCUGUUAUUGAGGAUGUAAUUUCAAAUGUGCGCGAUGCGUUUCUGGACGAGGGCGUGGAUGAGCAGGUGCUGCAAGAGAUGAAACAAAUUUGGCGCAACAAACUAUUAGCCAGCAAGGCGGUUGAAUUGAGUCCAGAGCCAGGCGAGCCGGGGCAUCACCCACCGCCCAUUGUGGCAAAUAAUCCAAAGAGCUCCAAGGCUGCUAACGUAAAAGCUAAGAAAGCGGCGGCCGCAGCAGCGGCUUCGCAACAGAAUGCCAGUGGCACAGGCGCCGGCAGCAACUCAAGCACAGACAACAAACCUGUCAUACCAACAGCUGGACUCAAGUUAUUAGGCAAUGCUGCAGCUGGAAGUGGAAUGAAAAACGGCAUUGGUGUAAUUGGUAAGCAGGAGGUCACAUCACAAAAUCCGCCACCGCUUCAACCUACAUCCGGUGCAAGCAUGAUGCAAAAACAGCAAGCUGGCAAUACCGCUUCCGGCGGACAGACACAAAUACCAAUUGUAGCUCAGCUGGAUCCCAAUCGUAUUAUGCCUGUAAAUAUUACGUUACCUUCACCGCCGGGCUCAGCAAGCUCUGAGUCACGUGUGCUGACCAUACAAGUGCCAGCAUCGGCACUGCAGGAGAAUCAGUUAACGCAAAUUUUGACAGCACAUCUGAUAUCAUCUAUCAUGUCAUUGCCCACCACCUUGGCCUCGUCCGUGUUGCAGCAGCACGUGAAUGCAGCGCUUAGCAAUGCCAAUCAUCAGAAAAAUUUAGCCAUUGCCAAGCAGCUUGAUGGCGCCUUAGAUUCCUCUGAAGAAGAUGAAAGCGAGGAGAGCGAUGAUAACAUGGACAACGAUGAUGAUGACGAUCUGGACAAGGACGAUGACGAUGAUGCAGAGCAUGAGGAUGCUGCCGAAGAGGAGCCCUUGAAUAGCGAGGAUGAUGUGACAGAUGAAGACGCUGCCGAAGUGUUUGACACAGAUAAUGUCAUUGUUUGCCAGUACGAUAAGAUCACACGUUCACGCAACAAAUGGAAAUUCUAUCUUAAAGAUGGCAUUAUGAAUAUGCGUGGCAAGGACUAUGUGUUUCAGAAAUCAAAUGGCGAUGCUGAGUGGUAAUUAAAAAGAGAAAUAGAACUCAAAUAAAAUCAAUCAAUUAAAUAAAAGACAAGACAAAAUGCCUCACCGUGCGCCUUCAAAAACGAUAUACAUUGCAACCAGAACAGUUGAACAGUUGCCAAAUAUCUCAAACUUAUUAAUAUUAGUUAUCAAACAAAUUCUAUUUUGCCUGCGUCACGUAGUGUUGCAUUUUAAUUAAACACAUUUGUAAUUGUAAUGUUUCUGAACUUUACACACCGCUGCAUAUUUAUGUCAAUAAACAACCAACAAUGUUAAGGAA
Molecule: messenger RNA, 1523 nt
Organism: Drosophila busckii
Lineage: Eukaryota; Metazoa; Arthropoda; Insecta; Diptera; Drosophilidae
Gene: TfIIA-L
Product: transcription initiation factor IIA subunit 1
Exons: 7
Coding region: 104-1243 (379 amino acids)
Biological process (GO): transcription by RNA polymerase II; transcription initiation at RNA polymerase II promoter
Cellular component (GO): transcription factor TFIIA complex
Source: RefSeq, a predicted model, not a curated record